CCCCUCCCCGCGCGAGCUCCACCCAGGUCGCAGGCAGCGCGGUCGGCGGCGCCUAUUUCCCGCCAUUGUGCGAAGUAGAGGUUGGGGGCCCGCACGCGCCGCCCGCCAGUCGCCAGCAGUUCCUUGUCUGCCUCCGCUACAGCCGCCGUUCCCAGCGCGCGGGAGGCCGGGCGGCCCGCGCCCCAGGAUCACCCUGCGUGGGAGGGCGCUCCCGGCGAGGAGCGGCCGAGCCCGCGAAGAGGACCCGCGGCGCGGGACGCCGGGCCGUGCCGGCCCCGGCCCUUCGGCGAGAUGCCCUGUGGGGAGGAUUGGCUCAGCCACCCGCUCGGGAUCGUGCAGGGAUUCUUCGCCCAAAAUGGAGUUAAUCCUGACUGGGAGAAGAAAGUAAUUGAAUAUUUUAAGGAGAAACUGAAGGAAAAUAAUGCUCCUAAAUGGGUACCAUCACUAAAUGAAGUUCCCCUUCAUUAUUUGAAACCUAACAGUUUUGUGAAGUUUCGCUGCAUGGUUCAGGAUAUGUUUGACCCUGAGUUUUACAUGGGAGUGUAUGAAACAGUCAACCGGAACACAAAAGCACGUGUUCUUCAUUUUGGCAAAUACAGAGAUGUAGCAGAGUGUGGGCCUCAACAAGAAGUUGAUAUAAACUCUCCACGAACUACCACUUUGGAAAGACAGACUUUCUAUUGUGUUCCAGUGCCUGGGGAAUCUGUGUGGGUAAAAGAAGCUUAUGUUAAUGCAAACCAAGCUCGAGUCAGUCCUUCAACAUCCUACACUCCCAGUCGCCACAAGAGGAGUUACGAAGAUGAUGAGGACAUGGACCUACAGCCUCAUAAACAGAAAGACCAGAAUGCAAGUGCCAGACAAGCAGGGAGUGUUGGUCUUCAGUGGUGUGGAGAGCCAAAACGGUUAGAAACUGAAGCUUCCACGGGGCAACAGCUGAGCUCCCUGAACCUCUCUUCUCCAUUUGACUUGAACUUCCCAUUGCCAGGGGAGAAGGGCCCUGCAUGCCUUGUGAAGGUCUAUGAAGACUGGGAUUGUUUCAAAGUAAACGAUGUUCUUGAGUUAUACGGCAUACUGUCUGUGGAUCCUGUGCUAAGUAUACUGAAUAAUGAUGAAAGGGACACCUCUUCUCUCCUGGACCCCAUGGAGUGCACAGACACAGCUGAGGAACAGAGGGUGCACAGCCCUCCUGCGUCCUUAGUGCCAAGAAUCCAUGUGGUUCUGGCCCAGAAGCUGCAGCACAUCAACCCAUUACUGCCUGCCUGCCUGAGCAAGGGGGAGAGCGGGGCCUGCAAGCUCGUUUCAGGUUUCAUGUCUGAGCUGUCUCCAGUCCGAGCGGAGCUGCUGGGGUUCCUCACUCAUGCCCUUUUGGGGGACAGUUUGGCUGCUGAGUACCUUAUAUUACAUCUCAUCUCUACAGUAUAUACAAGAAGAGAUGUUCUUCCACUAGGAAAAUUUACAGUUAACUUGAGUGGUUGCCCACGGAACAGUACCUUCACAGAGCACUUAUAUCGGAUUAUUCAACAUCUUGUUCCAGCAUCUUUUCGUCUACAGAUGACUAUAGAGAACAUGAACCAUCUGAAAUUCAUUCCCCACAAAGACUAUACAGCCAAUCGCCUGGUCAGUGGGCUCCUGCAGCUCCCCAGCAACACCUCUCUGAUAAUCGAUGAGACUCUCCUGGAGCAGGGGCAGCUGGACGCGCCGGGUGUUCAUAAUGUGACUGCCCUGAGCAACCUAAUAACUUGGCAGAAGGUGGAUUAUGACUUCAGUUACCACCAAAUGGAAUUCCCGUGCAACAUUAAUGUUUUUAUUACUUCCGAGGGGAGAUCACUUCUGCCGGCAGACUGCCAGAUCCACUUACAGCCACAGCUCAUCCCACCAAACAUGGAGGAGCACAUGAACAGCCUGCUCUCGGCAGUGCUGCCUUCCGUGCUGAAUAAAUUCCGCAUCUAUCUGACCCUUUUGAGGUUCCUGGAUUAUAGCAUAUCUGAUGAAAUAACCAAGGCAGUUGAAGAUGACUUUGUGGAGAUGCGCAAGAACGAUCCCCAGAGCAUCACUGCUGACGAUCUUCACCAGCUGCUCGUGGUAGCUCGGUUUCUGUCUCUGAGUGCUGGUCAGACAACGCUGUCAAGAGAACGGUGGAUAAGAGCAAAACAGCUGGAGUCUUUAAGAAGAACCAGGCUUCAGCAGCAGAAAUGUAUGAAUGGAAAUGAACUUUAAAGAGCUGAUUCCUGUGAAAGAUGGACAGAUUGUAGCCACAUUACUGUAAAAUUCAAAUAUCAUUUAUACCACAUUGUUUUGUAGAUAAUUUGUAUCAAACACCAAUGACUUUUCCUGAAAUCCAUCCUGGUAACAUCUGAAGUUUAUAUAAUAUUCAGUAAGGGCUUUUACCUUACUGAUUUUAUGGAGCUUUUGAAGUUUGUUUUAUAGUAAUAUAAAUUAGUAACAAUGUACAAAAAUGUAUUUGAUAUUAAAGGUUUAAUAUUGAUAAUGUU
Messenger RNA from Manis javanica (Malayan pangolin), 2492 nucleotides. RefSeq names its product minichromosome maintenance complex binding protein (gene MCMBP). NCBI's taxonomy places the organism in Eukaryota, Metazoa, Chordata, Mammalia, Pholidota, Manidae. Gene Ontology annotation, biological process: DNA-templated DNA replication. Gene Ontology annotation, molecular function: chromatin binding. The record is from RefSeq and is a predicted model, not a curated record.